UGCCUCGUAGUUGUUUUGGUGUACCCUGCCCUCCUGGCCAGAGAUGCGUCCCCUAUCCAUUUCCAAGAUGUGUUUUAACAUGUCAGGUUGUAACAUGUCCUGUCGGCUCUAAAUGCGUUGAGACAGCCCUCGGUGCACGCUGCGUUGCAGUUGAGAAGGCCGACUGUUCGACGAUGGACUGUCCUAAAGGAGAAACGUACGUUCAGGACAAAGUCAUUUGUGAAAAGGAGCCAUGUCCACAGCCCGAUCAACGCAUUGAUCCAAUCUGCCUGAUUCAACCUAUAGCCCUGGACUGUGGAUUACACCUCCCUAUGUACUUCUUCCACGUCGCGACAAGGCAGUGUGAGCUGUUUAUCUACAAGGGAUGUCAAGGAAAUAUUCCAUUUUUUAGAACUUUGGAAGACUGUGAAGCUAAAUGCCUCGUGUAAGGACAAAUUGACACUGCAGACCGACUAUACACUCUGAACUUAAAUAGUUUUACGUCUAUCCGAUAGAAAAAUGCGAUGACGUAGUUUAAAGGUUGUUCAGUUUUUUAUUUCAGAUAUAUCUAAAUGUUACCCUUUUAUGCAUUUCGAAGUCUGUAUUGGGAUUUAUUUGUAUAAUUGUUAUUUUUCGUUACAUGUAUGAGCAUUAACGAGAUUAUAUGUUAGCUGACUCUCA
This is a messenger RNA of Lingula anatina, 660 nucleotides long. RefSeq lists its product as uncharacterized. Gene Ontology annotation, molecular function: serine-type endopeptidase inhibitor activity. The record is from RefSeq and is a predicted model, not a curated record. NCBI's taxonomy places the organism in Eukaryota, Metazoa, Brachiopoda, Lingulata, Lingulida, Lingulidae.